AUGACAUUCUUUAUCACCCUAAUAUCUUGUUCAUUUACUUUCUUUUUAUUACGUUUCUAUCAAUUCAUCCUAAACAAAAUUAAAUAUUUUUCUUCCUCGUUUUUCUUUGCCUUUCUUUUUCCUUUUAUCCUCCUUGUCUUUAUUUGCCUUUCUUUUUCCUUUUAUCCUCCUCGUUUUUCUUUGCCUUUCUUUUUCCUUUUAUCCUCCUUGUCUUUAUUUGCCUUUCUUUUUCCUUUUAUCCUCCUCGUUUUUUUCUUUGCCUUUCUUUUUCCUUUUAUCCUCCUCGUUUUUCUUUGCCUUUCUUUUUCCUUUUAUCCUCCUUGUCUGUAUUUGCCUUUCUUUUUCCUUUUAUCCUCCUCGUUUUUCUUUGCCUUUCUUUUUCCUUUUAUCCUCCUCGUUUUUCUUUGCCUUUCUUUUUCCUUUUAUCCUCCUUGUCUUUAUUUGCCUUUCUUUUUCCUUUUAUCCUCCUCGUUUUUCUUUGCCUUUCUUUUUCCUUUUAUCCUCCUCGUUUUUCUUUGCCUUUCUUUUUCCUUUUAUCCUCCUUGUCUUUAUUGCCUUUCUUUUCCUUUUAUCCUCCUUGUCUUUAUUUGCCUUUCUUUUCCUUUUAUCCUCCUCGUUUUUCUUUGUCUUUCUUUUUCCUUUUAUCCUCCUCGUUUUCUUUGCCUUUCUUUUCCUUUUAUCCUCCUUGUCUUUAUUUGCCUUUCUUUUCCUUUUUAUCCUCCUCGUCUUUCUUUGCCUUUCUUUUUUCCUUUUAUCCUCCUCGUUUUUCUUUGCCUUUCUUUUCCUUUUAUCCUCCUCGUUUUUCUUUGCCUUUCUUUUCCUUUUAUCCUCCUUGUCUUUAUUUGCCCUUUCUUUUCCUUUUAUCCUCCUCGUUUUUCUUUGCCUUUCUUUUCCUUUUAUCCUCCUCGUUUUCUUUGCCUUUCUUUUCCUUUUAUCCUCCUUGUCUUUAUUUGCCUUUCUUUUUCCUUUUAUCCUCCUCGUCUUUAUUUGCCUUUCUUUUUCUCUAUUUCUUUUCAAUUCCUUCCCCUUUUAUGUCCUAUAUAUCUCCACAGCAACCAUCUAUUACUUCCUUUCUUUCGUUUUUAUCUAACAUCCCUUUCUUAUCAUUUAUAG
Messenger RNA from Acanthosepion pharaonis, 1113 nucleotides. NCBI's taxonomy places the organism in Eukaryota, Metazoa, Mollusca, Cephalopoda, Sepiida, Sepiidae. The record is from the annotation of a GenBank genome assembly.